AGGAGACACCUCUGAGCGACAAAGAGCCAACGCAGGGAGAGAGAAAGCGAGAGAAAACAUUUUCUUUGUCCAUGACCAUGCAGAAGCUCAUAUUAAGUUUGAUUCUUGCCAGUUUUACCGAUCCUCUUUUGUCGCUUCCAAUAAUUGAUUCCAGAGAAGUUUCAUAUCAGUUUCCGGAUGGCAAGAUGAAUUUUGGAGAGUUAAGCAGCCUGGAUGAGGAUUACUUACUCCACAACUUGCCUGCAGUACUGGCGAAGCAUAACCUGAUUGGUGAUACAGAGACACUGCUCAGCAAAGAAGAACCUGGUGAAGGCAAUCACAACAUUGGAGAGAACAUUAGACAAGAGAUUCUGUUUGGCAAACACCCACGGAUAUCCUUACUGAGCCUCCUGCAAUCAAAAGACAAGAAACAGUACAAAAAACGUGGGAACUUAUCCGAAUGUUUCUGGAAGUAUUGCGUCUGAAAGCUGACAGCGUAUCCGCGUGUUUAGCGCUUAUUUUUAUAAAAAGGCUGCUUGGCUUGGGAAGCCCGACAUGAAAUUGCAGAAAUGAUCUAAAUAAAGGCCAGGCUGUAUUAUGAAGUAUAGUUUUAUUUUUCCUUUGAAUAUGUUAUGGUUUGCAAAAUAUCAGGUAUAUUUGCUGUAAAAUAAAAGUAAUUUUCAAAUUAAA
Xenopus laevis (African clawed frog) is the source of this 669-nucleotide messenger RNA. It is a transcript of the gene uts2.L, whose product is annotated as urotensin 2 L homeolog. The transcript is spliced from 4 exons. Lineage: Eukaryota; Metazoa; Chordata; Amphibia; Anura; Pipidae. Gene Ontology annotation, biological process: blood vessel diameter maintenance; regulation of blood pressure. Gene Ontology annotation, cellular component: extracellular region. The record is from RefSeq and is a predicted model, not a curated record. The coding region runs from base 72 to 464 and encodes 130 amino acids.